AUGAAGUACGCACUCAUCUUCGUUGCCACUGCCGCUGCCCACGAGGCCUACGGUGGAUACGGUGCGCAAGCAGAGUCCAGCUCCGUCGUCAAGCCGAGCACCUCCGCGAAGCCCAUCGGAUACACGACUAUCGUGCCCGGCUAUGGCAAGCAGCCGGUCACCGUGACCACUCAACAUCAGCCGUACCCCACCUGCGUGUCCCCCGCCUAUGGUGGUAAGGACUGCGCCAAGUGGGAUGAGGAUGCCUACGUAUCAACUGUCAUCAAGGACUACGACAACAACUACGCUACGAUCACCAAGACCGCGCAGCCCGUUGUUGUUUACCACACCAAGAAGACCAUCACCCACUCCGCUACUGCAACAGGCGGCUACGCGGCGCCCACUGGUCUCGCCCCUAAGAACGGCACUGACGGCUGCUGGUACGAGCUGUACGAGAAGAUUGAGUCGGUCCCAUACAACCAACUCGGUCCUCACGCACUUCCCGGAUACCCCGGUUCCGGCCUUUACAAGGAGGGCGAGCAGAAGCAACCCGUCAACGUCAAGGAGUACAAGGGCGGAAAGUGGUCCGAGUACGUCCACGAGUACUCUUACGGCACUCCUAAGCCUGAGGUCACCACUUACGAGAAGCCUGGUGUCUACACUGUCCCAAGCAAGGACGUCACCGUUGAGCACCCCGUCACUUACCCAGCUGAGGCCACAAAGACUGCGAAGGCUGGCGAGACAUGCACCUACGGAGGCCAGUACAUCGAAGCCAAGCAGACUGGCUACAUCACGGGCGCUUACGGUGCCUACGAGACAAAGGUCAACGGUGGCAAGACUGUCACCGAGACAGUGAUCAAGCACACCACAAUCUAUGCCUCCACCACCGGCAACUACGAGGUCGCGAAGCCCACCACCACCGUCUACGACCACGACACCGAGGUCGCAUACCCCACCGCUAAGCACUACGAGGCGGGUGUCUACCACCAUGAAGCUCAGACUGUCACCAUCACCAAGCCUGGACAAGCCUACACUUGCGAGUACGAGCAGACCAAGAAGCACGAGGCUACCUCAGCACCUGCGAAGAGCAGCGGUCAUGCAGCCUACCCUACCUCUGCCUCUGCUCCCGCUCACGACAACUCUUACGGCCACAACAAGCCAUCUGCUACUCCCAAGCAGCCUACUGAGGGUGACAACAAGUACCCCUCGUACCCCUCGUACCCCGCCGGUCCCAUGAACGGACACUCAUCUUCAGUCCACGAGGCAUACCCAGCUUCCACUCCUUCUUACCCCAAGAAGCCUACUGAGGGCGAGAACAACUACCCCUCCUACCCUGCCGGUCCAGCUAAGGGUCACUCCUCAUCUUCGGUUCAGGAGUCUUACCCAGCUUCAACUCCUGCCGGUGUCUACUCCAAGCCAUCCUACAACGGCGGCAACGCCUAUGGCAACAACGGCGGCAACGCCUAUGGCAACAACGGAAAGUCUACCAUGGCCACCGUCUCCACCAAGGAGUACCCACACCCGGAGUCCACCCCUGCUUACGGCACUGAUUCAUCAGUGAUGGCCAGCUCCACGCCCUGCGAGAGCAGCACUGCUUCCGUUACCCCUGCUUCAUCGUCCGUCUACAGCGCUUCCACCCCCGCUGCCGUCAGCUCUGCUCCUGCCUAUGGCACUGAUUCGUCUGCCGUUGCCAGCUCUACCCCUUGCGAGAGCAGCACCGCAUCCGUCACACCUGCCAAGUCCUCUAGCUACAGCGCUUCUACCCCCGCUGCUGUCUACUCCAAGCCCUCAUACAACGGCAACAACGGCUACGGCGAGAACGUCAAGUCGACUCUCUCCACCAUCUCUACCAAGCCUUACCCUGCGUCCACUCCUGUAGAGCACUACCCCGCGAGCGCCAGCUCUACUCCUUGCGAGAGCAGCACCGCAUCCGUCACACCCGCCAGCUCAUCCGUCUACAGCGCCCCGGUCUACAGCCAGGCUACCCCCAGCCCAGCCGAGUCUUCGUCCACCAGCACUGAGGUCUACAGCCAGGCUUCCUCAACUCCUUGCUCUUCCUCUGUACAGUCGACCCCGACUCCCGUCCAACCGACUUCCACUCCUGUCUACGAGAACGCAUACCCCGCUGGCGCCACCUCCACCCCUUGCGAGAGCGACAAGCCUUCCGCUACUCCUGCUGUUCCUGCCGCGUACACCCCUGCCCCUGCUGAGGGCUACGGCAAGACCCAGACUGGCUACUCCAGGCGUAGUGGAAUGAGCCAGCGCCGCGCUGCGCAGUAG
Alternaria ethzedia is the source of this 2259-nucleotide messenger RNA. RefSeq lists its product as uncharacterized. NCBI's taxonomy places the organism in Eukaryota, Fungi, Ascomycota, Dothideomycetes, Pleosporales, Pleosporaceae. The transcript has a single exon. The coding region runs from base 1 to 2259 and encodes 752 amino acids. The record is from RefSeq and is a predicted model, not a curated record.